UGAGAAUUUGUGUUCGCUUGUGGAAGGGGCGGAUCGACUAGCUGUGAGUGUUAUCUGGGAGAUUGAUAUGGAGGAUGAUAUUUCCGUGGUUGACGUAUGGAUUGGGAGGACCAUCAUCCGGUCCAGUCACCAGAUGACUUAUGCACAAGCCCAGGCCAUCCUGGAUGGGAAAGAGCUGUUACCAGACCAACAGUUACAAGGUGGAAAAGAGGAAGUUGCACGUGUGCGUCAAGAUCUUUUGAUUCUUAGUGCAGUGGGAGAGAGGUUCAAGUGCCGACGAGAGGCAGAGGGUGCCCUUGAGCUCUCCAGUGCUGAGCUAAGAUUCGAACUUGACGAUAACAACACACCAGUUCGUGUGUUCACUAAGCAAGAACUGCAUAUGAACUGGAUUGUAGCAGAGAUGAUGAUUUCUGCAAACUCCUGUGUAGCUGAAAAGAUUUACAGAACAUUCCCAUCAUGUGCGUUGCUACGGCGGCAUGCUCCUCCCAGUUCAGAUGCAUUUAGCCGAUUGCUGGAGGGGUCCUUCGGCCGGACGGAAGGAAGCGUGACAAAACUCAGCGAUGGCUUGACAUGGAGGGCAUGGGACUCGAUCACAAUGCUCCCGCACAAUGUGCUGAACGGAAGAUUCAGCACGACUGACAUCAUCGCUGACUCGCUGGCAGACAUCAUCAGAACCCAUCUCCCGACAUCCAGGACUUCGCUGCAAGAUGAGGCGACCCCCAUCUACGUGGAGAUGGGGAAUGAGGAAGUGGACAUGGCAAAUGAAGAAGAAGAGGACUUAGGUUUGGGAGACAAACUCUCCCCCGGGGGAGAGGACGAGGAGCCGCACCCGGUAACAGAGAGCAGUGCAGCGGAAUACAGCAUGGGCGCCACAGCAUCGAAGGAGGACAGCAGAGACUCGGACUCCGAGAGCAGCAAGGCCCAGGCUGCAGUGGACUGAAAAAACCACUUCAACGGAUAGUAAAAUAUCACCUCACAA
Chara braunii is the source of this 979-nucleotide messenger RNA. Lineage: Eukaryota; Viridiplantae; Streptophyta; Charophyceae; Charales; Characeae. The record is from the annotation of a GenBank genome assembly.